AUUUAGAACACUCAGUAUCCCCCUUCUGAAAUUGGACUUGAUAAGAUGCUUUAAGGUUCAUCAUGGGAGGAUCAGAAUCGCUGCCUCAGGUUUCACUAACCACUGAUCGGGUAGUUCUAGUCACCGGCGGAAAUACGGGUAUUGGAUAUGAAACAGCCAAAUGGAUAGCCAUGAUGGGGGCAAGAGUAAUCAUCGCCUGCAGAUCUGAAGAACGUGCACAGAGAGCUAUUGAGAAAAUGCAGAAAGAGUUUAGAGAAGAGAAGACCAAAGGUACGCCUGGACUUUGUUCUAGUGAGACUCUGGCUGUGGAAUUCAUGGCUCUAGACCUUGCAUCGCUCAAAUCUGUGGAAAGCUUCAUAAACAACUUUAAAGAAAAGGAAAACAAAUUGCACCUGUUAAUUUGCAAUGCAGGAAUUGCUCUACAUGAGCAAGAGUACACGGAAGAUGGCUAUGAAAUCAUGUUUCAGGUUAAUUACCUGGGACACUUUCUGUUGAUUUCCAAAUUGCUACCUGUAAUGCUGGGCUCAGGUGACGACUGUCGCCUUGUUUUAGUGUCCAGUGAGGCACACCGAGCUGCUAGCUUUGAUUUGGAGAAAGCACAAGGAAAGCAUCACACAAAGGAAAACUUCAAGAGACUGUUGUAUUACGGAAAUUCUAAGCUUUACCAGAUCAUGCAGAUGUAUUCUUUAAACCGAAGACUACAGAAUACCAAUGUGACGGUCAACUGUAUACAUCCAGGUAUUGUUGAAACAGAAAUCAGCAGGAGUUUUACAGAAUUACAGCUCUGGAGAGUGUUCUUUCAGUUAUCAAAAGCAGUUGGUAAGACAAAAACUCCAUUCGAAGGCGCUAAAACAUUAAUCACCGCAGCAAUCAACCCAAAAUUCAAAGACACGAGAGAUGCAUAUUUUAUUGACAUGAAAAUAACUCAAGCAAACAGUCUGGCAAGAGACCAGCAGAAGCAAGAGGCCCUUUGGAAGUACUCGAUAGAUUGUCUGAAAGGUUUUCUGAAGAAAGAAGACAUGGAAUAUUUAGAAAAAGAUUAACUUUUGUUUCUUUGGUUUUAUUUUGUCUCAUAUAUCUUAUCGUAAAUUUACUCUUCAUUAGUAAACGUAAAUGCACUUCACAUUAGAAAUGACCAUGACGAAGAUUACAUUGCAUUAUUGUAUGUCCUGUCAUCUCUUACAAAUAUAUGUGUUUUUAAGGUUAUUUAUCAUCAUAAUGAUAUUUGAGCAAAAUGAUGCAAAUGAUUUUUAUACAUAUCAGAUAGAAGACUAUGAUUUAGAACAAUGCUUAAUCAAUACUGUGUAUGGACAAAUCUAUUGCUCCAAUAGUUUUAUGGUUGUUUUAAUGUUUUAUCAAAUAUAUGUAUAUUUAGAUAGCGUAAAUUGUCUAAGAAUAAAAA
This is a messenger RNA of Saccostrea echinata, 1402 nucleotides long. RefSeq names its product retinol dehydrogenase 14-like. Lineage: Eukaryota; Metazoa; Mollusca; Bivalvia; Ostreida; Ostreidae. The record is from RefSeq and is a predicted model, not a curated record. Bases 63 to 1043 code for a protein of 326 amino acids. The transcript has 8 exons.